Messenger RNA from Fusarium verticillioides 7600, 1734 nucleotides. RefSeq lists its product as hypothetical. Lineage: Eukaryota; Fungi; Ascomycota; Sordariomycetes; Hypocreales; Nectriaceae. The transcript has 2 exons. The coding region runs from base 961 to 1281 and encodes 106 amino acids. The record is from RefSeq and is a predicted model, not a curated record.
CGAAGCUCUAUCAAAACAACGUUACAGCGCCUGUUUUGGCUGUUUUUGAGUUUUAGCUAACAAGCUACUCGCGAUCCCAUUAAAUGACCAGCCGCACGGGAAAUAACUUACCUUAUUGAUACGGUACUUGGCCUAACAGAUCCGUUGGGGAGAAGAGAUGGCAGCUUAGAAAAUAACCCCUGGUAAGAUUUUUCUCCUCCUACCAUGGAUCUCUCUCUUUUUUUUUCUCCUUUCUUUUUCUUUUUGAGGCUUGGGCUGGAGCGCUCUUGUUUGGUCCUAGGUUCCUUAAAACUGGCUUUUCUCCGGGUCUUCACCGGAUCCGCCACCCGUUGAUAUCUCGGUCUAUUCUUCAGGGAUUGCAUUUAACCGGCCAAAAUAUACUGGGUCUUGCAGGCUUCCGCAGACUUUUUCGGAAUGGGUUUACCCUGCUGUUUUUUUUUUUGUUUUUUUUUUUAUCCUUCCUGGUCUUCUGUUUAUACUCCAUAUGUAAUAUUAUCUUCAUGAACACUCCGUCAAAUAACCAAGCAAUGAGACAGCCUGGGUCGGAGGGAAUUGUAUCGCCUCCAUAUAGCCUACUCGGUACGUGUCUAAGUGCCGGCCACGGGGGACGGAAGUCCAGUAACUUAACUUUCAGAUCGGCGGCCAGAACUUUCAACGAGCUGGAUAGUGAGAUACAUACCAUAUAACUAUCUUGAAUACGCUACACGGUGAUGACGACAAUGAUGGGCCAGCUUAGCUAAUAUAUCUACAUCUCGAACCUGAUAUCGAAGUCCUCUUCAUUGGUUUUCCCUAGUAUGAUGCUGAGUUAUCUUCAAAGCUCAUGCAAACUUCAUAUUUUGCCAACGUACCCGAAACAGCCUUCUGCUGGCUUGUCAUUGACAACUUCGUGUGAGAUACACCAAGAGAGGAGAUAACGUAUCGAAUAUGCCAGGCCCAUAGAUACGACUCACGAGACCUAGAAUGAUUUUACGAAUUCGUGGAGAACACUACCCCUGUGGACUACAAUUACCUCACCUCACCUCACUUGAUCCCCAGAUGGCAGAACGAGCAAUGGCACCGAAAAGCUUGGACCAUGAACAUAUAUCUGCCCCCGGAAUUGCGUGGAUCCAUUUGUAUGUAACAGAGUCAAGCCGAGGACCCUCUCUCCGGCCGAGAGCUGCAUAUGUACUUAGCACAGUAGCUUACAAAAGGCCAAGUGAAGUGAGUUCUAUAGAAGAGCUCGAGACCGAACGGGCGAGUGCUUUUGCCGUGCGAAUCGCGUGGUCUGAGGGGUUCGCUUGAUACAGGUGGCUCGAAGCUCUCUUAGCAGCAUUCAUUGUCCAUAUACAAGCCUUUAUAGUGAUGAAAGAGCUUUACUUAUCCGACUUGAAAUAGAAUAUCUUCACAAUGUUGCAAUGUAGUGUAUUUGUGUGUCUCGAGCAACCUGGUUCAGGGGAUGUGUGAUUCAUUUCUCCACGUCACGAGAGACUUCUGGUCAAGUCAGUUGAAAGCCGUUGGGCUAUUGUCGUGAGUGAGCUUUUAAGUGCCAAUACAAAGCAUACAAACGGCAUUUACUAUCAUAUAUAUCUUAUCAGUGAUGUUAUCAGCACGGUUGAUAUCACUUACAAGACGUCAAAAUCCUAGAUUUGAAUUUCAGCAAUCUCUCGAGUGAUGGAGAGUUAGAUAAUUAUAGUUGUCUGAAUACGGUUGUGGAUGCGAGGACCAGCUGAACGGACCCGAGACACACAAACCCAG